AUGUACUAUAUGAAGUUGAAGAAUAAGCGUGGUUUAUUAACUUCAGAUCAAACAUUGGUUGAUAGUGACUUAACAAAGAGAACGGUGUUAAAAAAUGACAGACAUAAUGCAAUAUGGAGAGUGAAGUUUGCAAAGGCCAUGGUGCAUAUGGGUUCCAUACAAGUCUUAACAGGUUUUCAAGCAAAGCUUCACCGCCACCGCCACCGCCACCAUCAACCCAUUGCGCCGCCGUCAACAUUUCUCCAUCACAGAACAAAGGUUCUUUUGACAUGGAAAUUCUUGAGUUUUCAACUUUCAUUUCGUUUGAUUGUUUUGGACUCUGCUAAAGCUCGCACUAACAUAUUGGAUUUACACGACAUUGACGUAAUUGUUGAUUCUUUGAAUUUACAUUGA
Vicia faba (fava bean) is the source of this 393-nucleotide messenger RNA. The record is from the annotation of a GenBank genome assembly. NCBI's taxonomy places the organism in Eukaryota, Viridiplantae, Streptophyta, Magnoliopsida, Fabales, Fabaceae.